This is a messenger RNA of Lycium ferocissimum, 813 nucleotides long. Its product is annotated as pectinesterase-like. The transcript is spliced from 5 exons. Gene Ontology annotation, biological process: cell wall modification. NCBI's taxonomy places the organism in Eukaryota, Viridiplantae, Streptophyta, Magnoliopsida, Solanales, Solanaceae. The record is from RefSeq and is a predicted model, not a curated record. Gene Ontology annotation, molecular function: pectinesterase inhibitor activity; pectinesterase activity. Bases 1 to 813 code for a protein of 270 amino acids.
AUGGCUGCUGUUGCAGCAGCUCCAAACAACAGUGUUGCAUAUUACUACAUCAAAAUAAAACAAGGAACCUACAAUGAGUAUGUCCAAAUUGAAAGCUGGAAAACGAACAUAGUUUUCAUUGGAGAAGGGAUGGGCAAAACCAUAAUAUCUGGAAAUAAAAGCUAUGUUGGGGGCAUCGGGACAGCUUAUACUGCAACAGUGGGGGUGAAUGGCCAAGGCUUCAUAGCCCAAGGAAUCACUUUUAGGAACAUAGCUGGAGCUAAAAUGCUACAGGCAGUAGCAUUAAGAGCGGAAGCAGAAUUUCUUACCUUCUAUCAGUGCCGUUUUGAGGGUUAUCAAGAUACUCUAUACACAAAAUACGGUAAACAGUUUUAUAGGGACUGCAAUAUCUUGGGAACUAUAGACUUUAUGUGUGGUGACGCAUCUGCAGUGUUCCAGAACUGUUUAAUCGAAGUACGCGAGCCUCUGCGUGGCCAAUAUAUUACCAUCACAGCGGAACAAAAAGAUCAUGAGGCUGCUCGAACAGGACUAGUGUUGCAAAACUGCACCUUAAAAGCUACCCCCGACUUGGUGAAAACGGAUUUGCCUCAGUUUGCAACUUCAACUCGUGUUAACAUCUAUACUGUUCUGCUUCUGUGGAUUGGAUUAGAGGUUCUGAGUUGUGGUGUUAGUUUGGCAAUUCAUGAAGCUUCAAGCAUUUCCAGCUUCUCUUUUUGUCCCCAUGAUUUCCUUCUAGGAUUACUUCUAAAUGACAAGGAAACUAUUAAAUGCUUCUUGGAGCAAGUAGGAUUCAAAGUGCAGAAGGAAGCAUGA